Molecule: messenger RNA, 804 nt
Organism: Rhizoctonia solani
Lineage: Eukaryota; Fungi; Basidiomycota; Agaricomycetes; Cantharellales; Ceratobasidiaceae
Product: RNA recognition motif protein
Exons: 4
Coding region: 1-804 (267 amino acids)
Biological process (GO): mRNA splicing, via spliceosome
Cellular component (GO): nucleoplasm; ASAP complex; cytoplasm
Molecular function (GO): RNA binding
Source: RefSeq, a predicted model, not a curated record
AUGGCGGGAGACGAGGAUAUGCGGAUGCGAUCUGUGUCGAGGUCGGGGAGUAGAGGGAGGAGUCGGAGCAGGAGCCAAUCACGGGCGAAGAGCAGGAGCAGGAGCCGAUCGCCUACUACACGCACGGUAUUCAUCAAGAACCUAACUCGCAACAUUGUUCAAGGCCAUUUGCGGGCCGUAUUCUCUCCGUAUGGGGACAUUCGCAAGAUCCACAUGCCAACCCACCAAAAGUCGGGACAGACCAGGGGCAGUGCACACGUCGAGUUUUUCGAUUCGCGAGCGGCCAAGACGGCGGUGAAGCACAUGCACACGGGGCUGCUCGACGGCGCUACCCUUGCUGUGGAACUCUCUGACCCGCCUCGCUCGCCAUCGCCGCCUCGCAGACCAUACUCUCCCCCCAGACGCAACAGACGUCCCCCUUCCCCCAUCCGCAAUAGGCGCCUGCCUCCACCUGCCCGUCGCCGCACUCCUCCGCGGAGAUUCGGAGUCGCAGCAGGAGCAGGAGCCCCAUUAGGCGCCGGAGGUCCUAUACUCGCUCUCGGAGUCGCACUCGCAGCAGAUCCUACACUCGCAGUCGGUCCAGAUCUCGUUCCGUUUCGUCGUACACACGCUCGUCGAGAAGUGCAUCCAGGUCCAGGAGCAGGUCUCGCUCUCGCACCCGCUCCCGUUCUCGUUCCUACACCCGCUCGCUUACGAGGUCCAGAAGCCCCAGCAGAAGCAGGACAAGGUCUCGCUCCCCCGUUGCUCCAGCGCACGCUCGAUGAUAAUGACUCGAAUAAACAAAUCGAUCCAUUUAUUGUGUGA